This is a messenger RNA of Bemisia tabaci, 1989 nucleotides long. RefSeq names its product E3 ubiquitin-protein ligase TRIM45. Lineage: Eukaryota; Metazoa; Arthropoda; Insecta; Hemiptera; Aleyrodidae. The record is from RefSeq and is a predicted model, not a curated record. Gene Ontology annotation, molecular function: zinc ion binding; ubiquitin protein ligase activity; protein binding.
GGCGAGCCUGUUUCAUGCGAGCGACGGCCGCGCUUCGGGACCGUGCAACGGUCCUCACAACGCGAAUCGAAGAAAUCAUUUAAACUAACUUUCCCUGAUAAGUGUUUUUUUUAAAAGAAAGGUGCUGGUCUCAGUUUUCGUCGAGUGGUUUUCUACGCUGUGGAGUGCUUUGGACAGUGAAAUAUGGAGGUGGAUAUGGUUCCGUUCAUAUUCGGGAGUUUCACGCGAAAGAAUAAGACGGUCUCGGAGGACAGCGGCUCGUCCAAGAGGAGGUCCUCGGAAAAUGAGACGGAACAAACGACCACACUGUCGUCAAGAAAAGCUAAAUACAGGCAGUUCAGAAUUGAAAAUGGGAAGAUGCAGUGUGACGUAUGCAACCAAGAAUAUAUGCAGCCCCGGACUUUACCUUGUCUCCACACAUUUUGCACAAAUUGUCUUAUCAGACUCACCGUUCUAUCGCAGACAUCAUCUCAACAAGUUUCUGGCAGUGAAAAUCCAGGGACAAUGGAAUCAAAUCAGGAGAGUGAAAAAUCCAGCAGAUAUGGAAGUGGAAGCGGCAACCAAAACGAUGGCUCAAACGGCUCUGGGUCAGGCUACGACAGCGAGCAGGGCAGUAACUACUCGGCUGAAAACCCGCAUAGAAAAGCGCACAUUACCUGCCCAACAUGUGGGUACGAGUGCAAACUGUCUGCCGAUGGAGUUUUCGCUCUUCCGCUGCACGGACUUCUUCAGAGUCGGAUCUUGGCCCAACAGGAGGACAUCGCUAUCGAACUUUGCCAAGCAGAUGCCGUGGAAACGUGUCAUAUUCACCCUGGAAGAGAGCUGAUCAUGUUCUGCACCCGGUGCAACCAGCUAGCGUGCCGCGACUGCUGGAUCCUCAUUCACCGCGGCCACUCCUGCGACACGGUCAACCACUUCAUGACCGUCUCCAUUCCCAGAAUCAACGAGGCCAUCAUGAAAACCAAAACAGUUCACAAGGAGGUCGCACUCAGCCUUAGCAGGCUCCAGAGCCUCGAGGAAAGAAUACAGAGGAGGUGCAAAGAGGUGGAGGCGGAGGUGGACCGAUGGGUGACGUCGUACAAACGGGCCAUCGACGAGCACCGCGUGAACCUCCUGCGAGAGGUAGCGCAGAUCCGACAGGCGAAACUGGAGCAGGUCCAGACGCAGAAAGAGGGGCUGGCCGGACGAGCCGCCCACGUCAGCCAGGCCGUUGCCUUCACUCAGGACCUCCUCGCUGAGGCUUCGGACACAGAGGUUGUAAUGAUGCUGAGUACAGUGCUGAAUCGCCUGGACUGGUGCGUGAAAAAUACGCCGAGUGGACCGAGUUUCCGCGUAUCCGACUGUAUUCAGUUCCUUCCCGAGGAGAGAGCAUGCGUCAUACGCUCUCACACAAUUUAUGGUGUUGUGACCACACAAGCCGUAUCACCUUAUCAUUGCAUCAUUGAGGCAGACGGGUUCACACGCUGCAGGCAACACAAACUGUGCAAACUGGUUCUAGUCAGUAGAGACAGUGACAAACAGCCCAUCUGUCACGGAGGAGCCGUUGUCACGGCUAAACUGAAGUAUGCCGAUGCGACAGGCAGAUCGAUCCCUGUCGACGUCCAAGAUGCUGGUGACGGAACAUACAUUCUGUCUUUCACCCCUGACGCGUCCGGCACUCUCCGUCUGUCAGUUACUGUGCAAGACAAAUACAUCCAGGGAAGCCCGUUCACGGUGAAUGUGCAAACUGUAAAACCUCACACUGGUGUCUUUCAUUGCUGUAGUUUCUGCUCCAGUCAUGGUAGCAAGCAAGUUUCUUGUGGUUGUGGUGGGCGAAUGUCAGGUUAUAAAGGAUGCGGACACGGGCACCCAGGUCACCCCGGGCGUCGACAUUGGUCGUGUUGCGGAAAUAUUCUCCACAACUCUGAAUGCUCUCUCUACACGUCCGUUUUUUCUACCUCGUCAAUCAACUGUAGCGAGGUGCCUGUUAAAUAAACGAUUGAACCUAUA